Molecule: messenger RNA, 1105 nt
Organism: Danaus plexippus (monarch butterfly)
Lineage: Eukaryota; Metazoa; Arthropoda; Insecta; Lepidoptera; Nymphalidae
Exons: 3
Coding region: 257-997 (246 amino acids)
Source: RefSeq, a predicted model, not a curated record
UUAAUGCCUUUACUUUAUUCUGAAACCAAGUGCCGUAGCGAGCACUCGCGUGUGCUUCUAAGAUAAUUUCUGUCGCCAAUUGCGCAUUGUUGAACGUUCCAGCGUGCUUUGAAUAAAAAUAAGUGUUGCCCAGCGAUGCACAUAAAUAACAAGUCCAUGUGUGGAUAGGAUGUGGAGACUGUUGUAAUGGUUAUGUGCCAAAUUUGGAGACUAUUAGUUCUAGUGGUUAGACUGUGAAUUUGUUAGUACAGCAAACAUGCCAGGGCAUGCGAAUAGCCCGUACUGGGCAGCCGUCGAUUUUGAUAGUGAUGGUGAAGAAGACAGGAACCCACCAAAUAAUAGAGUAUACCUUGACCCGUGGGACAACGAAGCCUUUGGUACCAUAACAACAGAAUCACCGGAUUCUAGCCAGGAACACAUGAACUCCUUCGCUGGAGAACCCAUUAGCGCCAGUUUCUACUACGUGCCAACCAAAACGUAUGAUUCAGGGGAAGAACCUAAGCCAAAUAAACGAAAAAUUUAUCCUGAAGAUAUGGUCACACCUGAUUACUCGAUGUAUGGUCGCAGACCAUCAAAACAUAUGGCACCAGACUACCAAGACAUGAUGUAUGGACAUAGACCAAUGCCGGAACGUAGAAGAUCAUUGUACAUAGAGGAACCAAUAUACGCACCAUAUCCUAUGAUAUAUGAACCUCUGUAUGCACCCGUUCCAAUGCCACAUCCAUAUGUUCCGCCGCCUCCGAGAUCAAGGAUGUCAAUACAACAUCAACCUGAUUAUGUCAUGGCGAACAAUCACAGCAAACAGAGGCGACAAUCCAGAAUGGCAGAAGCAUACGACCAGUACGUUUACGAAACCCUAUCUCCGGAGUACGAGGACUGGGCGAGGCCGUUGCCAAAGACGGUUCCUGGAAACUUCCACCUGUCUCGGUAUGGACAUCUCCAAAUCGAUUAUUCUUGCAGUUGGAAUUCCCUCGACAGAAUCAUACGCAGCCAAUAAUUAAUGUAAUCUAGAUCAAAGGCCAUCGUUGGCAAUCUUUCUGCUCUCUGGAUAUGUGAUUAUUAUGAAGUGUUUUUUUUUCAUUUGCACUACAAUAUAGUUUGCAGU